AUGACUACCGAUCCGAUGCAGUCAAGUAUGAACGCAGAAGAUAGAAACGAGAAAGACAUUGGUGCGACUCUACCUACCGAGCUUCACAAUGACCGAAACAUUCGACGCAUCAUUGAACUGCAGAAUUCCGCCAUCCUCGAAGCUAGCGCAGCUCGAGCGAUGCAAAUCCUCGAAAGCUUCAAGCAGACCUUUGUCAAUUGCACUGCAUCUAAGCCCAACAUAGAGGUGGCCUCCUGGAUAAAGACUAUAGCAACACUGAUUCUACAAGCUCAGCGAAAGCGCACUGUCAUAGGUGUGGUAGGCAACACAGGAGCUGGAAAGACCAGUGUAAUCAACGCGAUGCUUAAUGAAGAGCGCCUCGUCCCUACCAACUGCAUGCGGGCUUGCACCGCUGUUGUUACUGAGAUAUCUUGGAACAACAGUGACCAAGCUUCUUCCAAGUAUCGUGCGGAGAUCGAGUUCAUCAGUCCCGAAGAUUGGGAAAAAGAGCUCUUAGUACUUAUGCGAGAGUUUUCUUCUGAGAAUGACACACUAUCGCGCGAAGCCCAGGAUUCAAACUCCGAUGCCGGCGUUGCAUGGGCAAAGUUUCACGCUGUUUAUCCAUCUGUGCCAAAGGAUAAAUUGCACGAGAGCACUAUACCCACUCUCAUGUCGGAUAUCGCUGUCAGUAGCGUUCUCGGAACCACUAAACAGAUACACAUGAGCUGGUCAGAAAAUUUCUAUAUUGAGCUCCAAAAAUACGUCGACAGUAAAGAAAAGGUGUCCAAAAAGAACAAAAGCAAGAGUAAGCCGCAAACCUCGUCAUCUGAGAUGGAGUACUGGCCUUUGAUCAAAGUCGUCAAGAUAUACACCAAGAGCUCAGCGCUAUCAACAGGCGCCGUAAUUGUGGAUCUGCCAGGCGUCCACGACAGUAAUGUUGCUAGAGCUGCCGUAGCUCAGGGUUACAUAAAGCAAUGCACGGGUCUGUGGAUCGUUGCUCCGAUCAAUCGCGCUGUAGACGACAAAGCUGCCAAGACUCUUCUUGGAGACUCUUUCAAGCGCCAGUUAAAGUACGACGGUGGCUUUUCGAACGUAACGUUCAUUUGCUCAAAAACAGACGAUAUUUCCAUCACUAAGGCGGUUGAUAGUCUUGAGCUGGAUGGAGAGAUCGCAGAACUCGAACAGCAAAGCGGGAGUUACGACGAACAGAUCGGACAAGUUCAGGGCAGAAUCAAAGAACUUAAAGAGUCACAGCAAGUAUACAAACUUGCGAUGGAAAACUUGGCCGAGGAAAUUGAGACCUGGGAGGCACUCGAAGCGCGAGUACAAGAGGGAGAGCUAGUGUACGCACCUAUCACUCAGCCCAAGAAGCGCAAAAAUACCAGCUUGGAUAGACAACCGUUGAAGAGACAGAAGUUACAACAGAACUCUGAUGAUGAAGUUUCUGGCUCUGACGACAAAAUCUCCGACUCCGAUGACGAAGUUCAGUUCCAGGUUGAGCGAGUCUUACUGUCUGAGUUGGACAUCAGGAGCAAGAUCAAGGAGCUAAGGGAGAACAAGAAGAACGCUCGGCAGGAAAACACUAAGAUGCAACGUGCGAUUGAUAACCUGAGACCUCAAGUCAGAACGUUGCAAACCGAAAAGGGUAAGAUCAAAGCAGAGAUGAGCCGGAUCUGCAUUGCUGGACGCAAUCUCUACUCCAGAUCUGCUAUUCAGCAAGAUUUUGCUGCAGGUAUCAGGGAAAUUGACCAAGAGAACGCUGCUGAAACAAAUGAGGACAGCUUUGACCCUGAUGAAGAGAUGCGCAAUUAUGAGCAAGUCGCGAAGUCCUUACCCGUCUUCUGUGUCAGCAGCAGAGCAUAUCAAAAGAUGUGUGGGCGCAUGCAGAAGGACGACAAUGUGCACGGCUUCACAAGUUUAGAAGAGACUGAAAUCCCGCAGCUCCAGAUUCAUUGCAAGAAGCUCACCGAGGCUGGCCGAAUUCAGUCAAGCCGAACAUUCCUAGCGGGUUUCCUUCAACUGUUGAUCACUUUCAGGCUAUGGACGUCGGAGAACAGUCCUGACUUGAAGUUGAGUGAGAAAGAUAAACAGCAGCACCUGGAGUUUCUAGUGCGAAGGAUGGAAGAGCUGAAUACGGGCUUUGAUGACAGCGUGCGUACAUGUGUCAAGCAGGUGAUGUCCGAGGUGAAGCUUCAAAUCUCCGACAGGUUCCCAGAACUUGUCAAUGAUGCCAUCGAGGCUGCGCCUGCAACAGCUGACGCCUGGGGUCAGAAGGACCAAGGAGGUCUAAAUUGGGGCACGUACAAAGCCGUAGUCCGCCGUGCGGGUGUCUACCAUUCUACAGCAGUGGGGAAGCGAGACUUCAACUCGGAUCUUGUCGAACCCAUAAUGAAGCGGCUCGCUACAGGCUGGGAGCGUACAUUUCAGAGACGCCUCCCAGAAGCACUUAACAGCCACAUCGAUGACCUCAACAAACUCCUUAAUAAUACCCACAGAGCCAUCGAAGUUCGUGCUCAAAACACUGGGAUUGGACUUGCCAACGUAUCCAUUUUGAAGACACGACUCCCGAUCUACGAAGAUGUCUUGAAGGCAUAUGGUGUUGAUCUUGUCAAUCAGAUGAACGAUAUCCAACGCGAAGCUAAUCGUAACUUUACGCCUUGCAUUAUGGACACGAUGCGUGAUGCAUAUAACAUAUGCGCCGCACAGAAUGGUCUGGGGUCGUUCAAGCGGAUGAAGGAACACAUGACAAGCCAUGUUGUGCUUGCUCGACAUACAAUGUUCCGUAAAGCGGUUCAGAGAGUGGACAAGCGUCUCGAAGCCAUGUACAAAAACCUGCGUAGGCAGAUAAAAGCCAAAGCCUCUGAAAUAUCUGUCAACGUGGAAAUGGACUACACACGUGCGCUCGCUAACCAACCUACGCGAGUACUGAUCAAGGAAGAGCGUGAGAUGAAGUCAGCGACUCGUCAGAUCUUGAGAGGUAUAGAUGCGCAGUUCGAGCCCAUCGCCAAUGGAAAUCUCAGCUCAGUCUAUCCAAAAGCACCUAAGGAUGCCCAGAGCAAAGAGCCGGUUCACGAUGGUACAGAGGAGCAUCAUGGUAUGGAUCAUUCGGGACAAGAGUCUUCUAAAGAGGCCGAUGAAAAGUCCAACAAUGUACCCAGGACCUUGUGGGAGAAGUUCAGGUCAUACAAUCAGCCAUAUGUCGAGGAUGACAUGGAUGAUGAUGAGUAG
Messenger RNA from Bipolaris victoriae FI3, 3207 nucleotides. RefSeq lists its product as hypothetical. NCBI's taxonomy places the organism in Eukaryota, Fungi, Ascomycota, Dothideomycetes, Pleosporales, Pleosporaceae. The transcript has 2 exons. Bases 1 to 3207 code for a protein of 1068 amino acids. The record is from RefSeq and is a predicted model, not a curated record.